Messenger RNA from Phaeoacremonium minimum UCRPA7, 477 nucleotides. Its product is annotated as putative dash complex subunit dam1 protein. The record is from RefSeq and is a predicted model, not a curated record. Gene Ontology annotation, biological process: mitotic sister chromatid biorientation. Lineage: Eukaryota; Fungi; Ascomycota; Sordariomycetes; Togniniales; Togniniaceae. Bases 1 to 477 code for a protein of 158 amino acids. The transcript has 2 exons. Gene Ontology annotation, cellular component: mitotic spindle pole body; mitotic spindle polar microtubule; mitotic spindle.
AUGUCCUCGGCGGCCGACGUCCCCGCGCCCGAGUCUGCUCGGAAGCGCUCGACCUCGCGAUCUAGAACCUCACGCCCAACCACGCCCCUCCGCCCCUCAUCGCGCUCCUCCUUCCGCGAGUCGGCCAAGGCCAGCACUGGCGGCGAGGCGUCCUUCCCUCUCAACACCUUCGAGCCCGUCUUCGCCGAGCUGUCCGACGCCAUGGCCGACCUCGAGGCCAACUUGAUGCAUUUUCAGAUCAUGCACGAGAGCCUGGCCCGCUUCAGUGAGAGCUUCGCCAGCUUCCUCUACGGCCUCAACAUGAACGCCUUCUGCGUGGACUUCCCCGAGGGGCCUGUUGCCGAAUCCUUUCGUAGAGCCAAGCAGCAAGACGAGCACAGCGCAGCGCGAGUCCCCGACAAGUCUACCGGUGAGAUGGAUGGCGAGACUACUUUCAUGUGCGUUGUCACCCUAAAUGGUCACCCUGCUCUCAACUGA